Melampsora larici-populina 98AG31 is the source of this 1044-nucleotide messenger RNA. RefSeq lists its product as uncharacterized. The transcript has 5 exons. The coding region runs from base 1 to 1044 and encodes 347 amino acids. The record is from RefSeq and is a predicted model, not a curated record. Lineage: Eukaryota; Fungi; Basidiomycota; Pucciniomycetes; Pucciniales; Melampsoraceae.
AUGGGUUCUUCCGUGUCUUGCCUGUCCUCACAUACAAACGAGCUCAUCCUCGGGCUCCAGGCCACCUCGUGGAUGAACGCAAUUUGGCACACCCACGACUUCUGGUGGGUAUGGAACGGCUUCAGGACUCGGCAAGUUUAUCUGACGAUACGCCCUCGGCUUCACGCAUAUCAGGACGACAUUCAAGCUUUGACAUCAUGUCAAAGCUUGACGAAAGCAGCAGAAAAUCCACUUCGACUUUGGCCUAUUCAACAACCGCUCUCUCCGUUUGCCUACUUAUGGUUCUCCGUUUGCCUACUUAUGCCAAUGGAAAGUGACGAUGGCAUUGGCGCAAUCGCUCCUAACGCGGCAGAUAGUGACGGUGAGACCACGGAUGGCCACGACCACGAGCUCGAGUCACAAUUCAAGAUCCAAUCUAAAUGCAGUCCUCCUAAACAGCAUUCCCGUUUCCCUAGCCCAGACGCCGAGGAACUAGAAGCGUACACUGAAUACUUCAACACAGAAGUUGAGCCUGGUAAUCACCUCGUCCUCGACAACAUUCCUUUACCCUCUCCGGCGCCUGCUCCAACUCAGCCUGCCGAAGAGGCCAUUGAGUCAACAGGCCAAAUCGAGGUUUCACCAUCAAACCCUGCAGCUAGCAAUCCCCGUCUUCGUCCCAUUUACAAGCGACCACCGGUUAAGCGGCGUGCGCCCAGAGAGGAGGAUCUUACCGCUGAAGAACUCGCCCUUGACAACAGCUCCGACGACGAAGCCCAACAGACUACGACUCCAGCCAAAACUGCCCUCGUAGUUAACACUGGGUCUAAAUCCAAGCAAUCCACAAGAAUCCAAUCCGAAUUGGAAGCUCGCCAGAGCGACCUUAGUUGGGCAAAAGAGAAGUAUUUCUUGGAGCGCCAAGAACAGCGUGAAGCUGAAUCCAGGAGGAUUCAACAAGAGCUUACUAAGGAUCGCAAGGCAUUUUGUGAGAAGUUGGUCAUGGACGGAAAGACGCCUCAGGAGCUGGAAGCCUUCCUGCGUUUGGUAUAUCCUCCCGCCAAUGGCUGA